Molecule: messenger RNA, 2452 nt
Organism: Cydia fagiglandana
Lineage: Eukaryota; Metazoa; Arthropoda; Insecta; Lepidoptera; Tortricidae
Gene: NKAIN
Product: sodium/potassium-transporting ATPase subunit beta-1-interacting protein 4
Exons: 5
Coding region: 196-1374 (392 amino acids)
Biological process (GO): regulation of sodium ion transport
Source: RefSeq, a predicted model, not a curated record
UACACUAACUACUAGCUAGUUUCGUUAUGUUACCUAUUAAUUAUUCUUGUUUUAAUUUAUUUCUAUGUAUAAUUAGUCCUUUACUGCAAUCGUUUUGAUUGAGUAUGGCUUCGUUUAUUUUUAAAUAUAUAUAUUACAACAAAGAACAAAUAAACUUUUGUGGAAAAUAGUAAAAGCGUACCUGAUUUAUAUACAAUGGCAAUUUGCGAGUUAAGAGGCUUGUUAUUGACCGUUUGUAUUAUCGAAUUGAUUAUCACCGUACAGCGACAAGUGUUUGACUUCUUAGGUUUCAUGUGGGUACCCAUAAUCGCUAACUUCGUGAAUAUUCUUCUGAUAAUAUUUGGAUCCUUUGGAGCAGUUCAAUACAUUACGAAGUACCUAAUAGCGUAUGCAAUAUGGAGUUUUAUGUGGCUAACAUGGAAUAUAUUUUUAAUAUGCUAUUAUCUUAAUCUUGGAUCUUUGAAUAGGGAAAGCGGCCUUCUAUCCUUCGGGACAGGUAGUGUUAGCUGGUGGGAAGGCAAUGGCUGGGGCUGCCAGACAGUAUGGAGCGAGGAAGAUGGCCCCGGCUCACUGAGGCCCACCCGCGUGGAUGGCUGCUUCCUCCCAUGGCAUCAUGUGGAGCUUACACAGUCUGCUGUAGCAGCUUUUCUCACAAUUGCUGCAUUGCCACUAUCCAUUCUCUUGACUAUUCAGUCGUAUAAGAGAAGAAAACCAUCAGGAGCAUCAGUAAAAGGCACUCUACCACGCCGGCCAGUCUACACGAUAGAGCUCAGCCCCACCGAAACAAACGUAAGCGAGAGUUCCCUAAAACCGAUGACGCCGCGUCGAGUCAAGCGCAGGUCGGGCUCACGAGGCGCCGGCUCGUCCGUGCGAAGAUCCCGACGAUCGUACAGGAACAACGGCUACCUCGCGUCCACCGCGUCGCUGCCCCGCGAGCCGCGCUCCCGGCCCGCCUCGGCGCACUCGUCCUACUCCAACUUCCACGCCGCGCGUCCCGCCUCCUACCACGCGCCCGACCCGGCCCGCGACGCGUACGAGCCGCCGCCGCCGACCGAGUCGGUCACCAUCACCACCCGGCGGUACGACACGAUCCGGGGACCCGGCGCCGGCUACGACGUCGCCGGGCCGUACGACCGAACUCAACAAUACGAUCAUCGAAACUACGAAUCGAACCCCACAUACGGCAACGUGACGCAGGAGUACUCGGCUCACUACGACGUGCGCUCGGACUCGGGGCCGCGCUGCGAGUCGCCGUACGGGCGCGGGGGCGGGUGGGCGCCCGCGCCGCCCUACUGCGCGCGCGCCGCCGCCGCCACGCCGCAGGCGCCCGGCCCGCCCGCCUACCAGCAGAACGACUACAACAUGAUGCCCUAGUUGCUAGUUUUACUCCCACUAAUGUCGCACGGAUGCGAUUAAUUUUACUUCAAAAGACGUGACCCGUGAACCUUAAAGAUGCUCACGUAGAUGCAGCGGAGCGAAAGUGACGCCGCGGAUUUUAUUUGUAAUUUUUUCCCGUGUGCCUUCUUCCAGUGACCGUUUUCUAGCUCAAUUUUAUUAUCUUUUUGACCUUUAUGUGAUGUCAGCGAUAAGUCUGUUGUGGUGAUCGUUUGAUACUUAUUUGCAAUUUCCUAAAGUAUUGUUUAAGACUUUCUGUACUAAUAAGAAUCUCCUUGUUGUGAUGUAUAAAAUACAUUCCUUUUAUUAUUUGUUAGGUUUAAGAAUGUGACGCCUGUUAUUUCUACUGUUGAUUGUAAGAAGUGUUUUAAUGAUCGAAUUUAGUACUUAGCACGAGUUAAAUGUUUGUUUUUAAAAUCGUGAACUUUUUAUAACGAUCUGUAUUAAAAUCCGAAUUACUAACAAGUGUUAGGAUACUUUAUGUUUGUGAAUUCAAUCAGCUGAUAUUCCAUUCCAUUCUAAUAUUCACACUGUUUUACUCUUUAUAACAAAAUCAACAACGAUAUUGCUGCCAUAAAUAUAAUAAUACUGUAAUUAAAAUCAUUCCAACUGGAUCGUAUGUGCGAUUUGCAAAACACGACAGCUGACCUUACACAUUUUGUAGGUACUUAGUAUAAGAUUAGAAGUUGAAUCUUUAUAUUUCACAAUAUCACUAAAUGAAUCUCAAUAUUCGUAUACUUACAUGUUUUUACCAAUUAAUUGUAGUCUUGCCAAGUGUCCUUUGUAAUGUUGUCCGUCCAAGUAACAUUAAAAAGUAAUAGCUAUGACAAGAUUUAAAUAUUCGAUUUGAAUCGCAAGUUCGUAGUCGUCAAAUUAAGGUCAUUUUACAUAUCUAUGCGUCCUAUUGUUGUGAGUCAACAUGUUACAAAUGUGGUCCAAUACUUAAUUACUAGAAAAAUGAGCUUUAUUAGUUUUAAGUCAAGUAAUUAUUUUUUUAGUUUAUUUUUAAGGAAAACUUUCCAGGUAAUUUUAUACCAAAUACACACUUAUGGAUAAA